AUGAUAUUCAUUGAUAAGUUUAACAUAUUUAUACUUCAUUUUGGUAUAAUAGUUAACACUUUAAUGAUUAAAAAUGAAGAAGUUGUGUUAAGAAAAAGAAGUGCUCUUAAUACAAAACAAAUAAAAACAAAUGAAUGGAUAAAUUGGUGUUUAGAUAGUGAAACAAUGAAAGAAAUUAAUGUAUUGAAUCUCAAGCAAGCUUUUGAAAGCAUUGAGUUUAUGUCAUGUUUAUUAUUUGUAGAAUAUGAUACAUGUGAUCAAUCAUCUGAAGAACAAAUGCUCAUUUUUAAAUAUGAUAAAAAUAUUAAAACAAUUGAUUUAGAAAUUGAUCCAAAACAAAAUGUUAAUGGCUUUUAUAAAAUGACAAUUGGAAAACGAUGUAAUGAAAGUAAAAGAUGUUUAUUAAGAAAAAUUUUAUCAUUUUUGGGAUUAAUUUUAAAUACUAAAAGAGCAGAUAGAGAUAACUUUAUUAAAGUUAAUGAAAGUAAUAUUGAUCCAUUUUACUUAAAAAAUUUUGUUAUUGAUAAUAAUGCUGAUACCGCUAAUACUAGUUAUGACUAUGGAUCAAUUAUGCAGCUUUCCAAUUUUGAAUUUCGUAAUGGAAUGAAAAGAACUUUUAAAAUUAAACCAAGUCAUUAUGAAGUAAUGCUUGGUCAAGGAUAUGGAUUAAGUUUUACAGAUAUUAAGUUACUUAACAUACGUUAUUGUAAAGCUUCAUGUAUUGAUAAUGAUAUGGCUAAAAAUGUUAAAUGUAAAAAUGGCGGUAUUAUAAAUCCAUAUUCAUGUGCUAAUUGUAUAUGUCCUAAUAUGUUUGCUGCAGAUAAGUUUUGUGAAAAAAUGGAUCCAUCUGAUAGUUCGUGUCCUUCAAGUGAAUUUAACGCUACAAGUAAGAAAACCAAAUUAGUUAUAAAGGGAAAAAAACGAUGUAAUAUUAAAAUUAUAGCAAAAGAAGGCAAAAAAAUUUUAAUUACAGUUAAAAAAGCUGUUCUUUCUGCAAUUUAUCCAUGUUUUGAAGGAUUAGGGCUAGAAGUUAAAUAUAGAAAAGACAAAACUCUUACUGGUCUCAUUCUUUGUGUUAUUCCAGAAAGUGUUAGUAUAGUUUCUGAAGAUGAAACAGUUUUACUACAAUAUAAUGGAGAACAAAAUAAUCAUAUUGCAAUUAUAGAAUAUCAAAUGAAAUAA
Molecule: messenger RNA, 1182 nt
Organism: Strongyloides ratti
Lineage: Eukaryota; Metazoa; Nematoda; Chromadorea; Rhabditida; Strongyloididae
Product: Astacin-like metalloendopeptidase
Exons: 2
Coding region: 1-1182 (393 amino acids)
Biological process (GO): proteolysis
Molecular function (GO): metalloendopeptidase activity
Source: RefSeq, a predicted model, not a curated record